CGGAUCGGGCUCGGAAACAGUUUUACCUGGUAGACAACUGUCUAGUGAGCUUUGGGUUUGAUGCUUGAGAGGAUAUCAGUUUAACAGCACGUUUCGUUCAGUUUCAGUCACACACUUGGAAGUUAGUUCGCAUGAUUCGAGAAUAUAAUAACAUAACACAACAAAAAUAAAAAAACGGAAUACAAAAGAACACGCAAAUAAGAACCGAAACGCGUAUUCGAUUUGUUUUGGUUUAACAAUUUGAUCCGAUUCCGAUUACGAUAACGAUUUGCAUUCCGAUUCGCGACUCGCAAUGUCGGGAGAUAUGCGACGAGGACGUCGUCGUCGCUUGGAGCCAUCGCGCAUCCAAUAUGGAGCCUGGGAUGAUCCGAGAGUCUCGCUGUUUGCCACAGUGCCGCAGGAGCCAUUGGGGGAUAUGCUGGGACGGCUGAAGCGUUUGCCGCAGACGAAUCGCAAUCGUGCCGUCGAGGUGGACGCAUGUCCGCUCGUCUUGGCCCAGUCAUCCUCGACGAAUCGACUGUACCGUGAGGUGAAGUAUCAGGUGCAACAGAUCGCCGAUGAUCGCAACAGGAACUAUCAUCCGAUCCAGGAGAGGGAGCGACAAUCGGCGCUCAUCGCUCGCAUGAUGGCCGAGCAUAAUCGUCGCGAAUUCGCCGAGGCGAUGAGACGAAAGCAACUGCACACGAACUCGCAAAGAUUGCGCGAUCUGGCCACAGAGAUCGAUCGUGCCAAGACGACAUUGAGUGUGGUGAAGAAGCGCAACGAUAAUAUCGAUAUGCAUGGCGUGGAGCGGGCGCAGGAGCGCAAGGAGGCGCUCGCGGAUCGGGAGCAAGUGCGUCAGGAGAAGCUGGCCGAGCAGUUGGCGCUGCAGAAGAAGGCGCAAACGUACAGCGAACAGUUGGUCGAGCAGAUCCACAAAUUGCAGGCACAGCGCGAGCAGCAACAGAUGACGGACAUGGAGGAGGGUCGUCAGAAGCGUCACAACGAUGAGUUGGCGCAUGCCACGGAUCUGCAGCAGUCCAUCGAGUGGCGCCACAAGAAACGCCUCGAACUCAAGCAGAUGCUCGAUGAGUUCUCGGCACUGCAGCGCAGCAUUCGCGAGGCAAAUCCCAUGGAGCCGGAUAAGCUGGAUGUGAUUGUCAUGGAGGCACUGGGUCCGGUCACCGCCAGUUUCCUGCGGCAGGAGCUGCAGCGACGGGUCGACGACAUCGAGCGACGUCGCCUGAUCAGCGACAGUCUGGGACAGGAGCUCAGCGAGAUGCGCAGCAAGAAGGAUGCCCACGACAAUAUGCUGGCCGACAUUCUGGCCUGUGAGCGUCAGGCCCGGGAGAAGAAGCGCGCCCAUCAGGACAUCGAGAAGCGGGAGAAUCAAAAGCAACAGGUGGCCAAGGAUCUGAUCAAUCAGCAGAAGGAGCAACAGUUCUAUCUGGAAAAGGAUGCGGCACUCACGAAAAUCACACGCGACAGCACCAGCUUCAUGGAGCGCCAAUAUCAACAGGCAGCCGAUCGUGAAGCCAUCAGUCAUGCCAUGAAUCUCAGCAGCUACGAAGGCAUCGCCGCCGAUAUCGUGAACAAUGUGCGACUCCGUGCCGCUGCCGUUGAGGAGGAGCGCAUGAUAAAGCAGGCACUGCACGACAUGGAGGCGGACAUGGAGCGACGGGUGGAUGAGGAGCGCAUGCGUGUCCUUCAUGCCCAGGCCAGGGACAUCAUCGACGAGGUGCGACCCUGCAAACUGUCGCAAGUGGAGCGACAAGCCUUUGGAUUGCCCGCAUGCGGAUUGCAUGACACUGACAUUCACAACACUCACACAACCUAAUCCUAAUCAUUAUCCUAAACAAUAUUCGACUUAUUUGUUAAUUCAUUCAACUGAUUCCGUGCAUGUACUGUGUGUAUACGAAUAGUGACUACUGUGUACUGCCCUGUGUGCAACCGAUAAAUUACUCAGGCAAUAAAUAUAUAUUUGUGUACAUGAA
Drosophila innubila is the source of this 1973-nucleotide messenger RNA. RefSeq names its product calponin homology domain-containing protein DDB_G0272472. Lineage: Eukaryota; Metazoa; Arthropoda; Insecta; Diptera; Drosophilidae. The record is from RefSeq and is a predicted model, not a curated record. The transcript has a single exon. Bases 293 to 1816 code for a protein of 507 amino acids.